Hypanus sabinus (Atlantic stingray) is the source of this 750-nucleotide messenger RNA. RefSeq lists its product as uncharacterized. The coding region runs from base 7 to 750 and encodes 247 amino acids. The transcript is spliced from 7 exons. NCBI's taxonomy places the organism in Eukaryota, Metazoa, Chordata, Chondrichthyes, Myliobatiformes, Dasyatidae. The record is from RefSeq and is a predicted model, not a curated record.
UCUAAGAUGAUCACAAUUUGGUGGAAGUUGAAAGCCGUCUGUGAUCUUGUUCUCAUCAAUUGUUUCAUCAUUGCCUGGAUCGUCAGUGCUACGACCUUAGGCCUUUCCACCACGGGAACUAUCAGUAUCGUCUUGUCAAUCGUACUGCCAGUUGUGUUCAUUUUAAUUCUGAUGUGCCUGGCCAUUAAAAAGGAUUUGGAUGCAGGUGAUUCCAUCAAGGACACUUUAAUUGCAGCCUUGCUGCUCGUUGGCCUGAUGUUGCCAUUGGUGAAUGUUCUGCUUCUGCUUUACUUGAUCUACAAGAAGAUUUUCGAUGAAGAUUGGGUUUUCUUCCAGACUGGUUUCUUUAACAUGGUAUUCUUACUUGGCAUUUCUGUCAGCAAUUCGAUUCCAGGUUUUUACAGCGAGGACACUGUCACAUUUGCUACGUCAAUCACAAUGGUGGUGUUGCUUGUAGUGGCUGUUAUUUCAUUUGUGAUUUUAUGGUGGAAAGAUGAUGAUACAUUUCAAAGAUGGAUGUCGGUCUAUAAUGUUGGUUUUCUCAUUGUCAUCGUCAUUGCUACAAUUUCCUGGAUGGCGUUUAAAGGCCUCAGACCAGAGGAUGUAGGAGUUGCCAUUACAUCGAUGGUGGGACUGGUGUUUUCUACAGCAUAUGCUAUUAUAUUCAUGUGCUGGUCAAGGAAAAAAUACCCAGGUACCUGUUAUUGUCUAAUUUGCAUUUCAGCAGAAAUACCGAGUGACUCCUGUUGA